This is a messenger RNA of Anoplopoma fimbria (sablefish), 1659 nucleotides long. It is a transcript of the gene rnf183, whose product is annotated as ring finger protein 183. The transcript has 2 exons. Gene Ontology annotation, biological process: protein ubiquitination. NCBI's taxonomy places the organism in Eukaryota, Metazoa, Chordata, Actinopteri, Perciformes, Anoplopomatidae. Gene Ontology annotation, molecular function: ubiquitin protein ligase activity. The coding region runs from base 245 to 1186 and encodes 313 amino acids. The record is from RefSeq and is a predicted model, not a curated record.
AACCGGCAGAACUACAGAAGGACCAAAAGACUGCCGGAGUAAAGCUUUAAGCCGUUUGUCUUUCAGUAAUGAAGUUUGGUGCGUGUUUCUCCUGCGCCGGGACACAAAAGGAUUAUUCCACCUGUGCGAUCAUCUCUUGACGACCUGUUCUGAUAUUCAUCUAGUGCAGCAGCUCCUGUUGGAGAAAACUGUGGAUCUUGAUUCCAGUGGGCACUCUACCUCUUAACAUCAUCAUACCACCAACAUGAGCGAUGACCGGGAGGGACACAGGCCCGACAGCCACGGGGCCAGACAGGCCCCCAACGUCAAACCCAAGCUCAGCCAGCAGGGGAGCAACAGCAAGGAGGACAUGUGGAAGAAGGAGAAGCCUGCAAAAGUGAAGAGAUCCAGGAGCAACGACUCGGAGAGGGGCAGGAGGAGAGAACGGGACGGGCACCAGGGAGACAGGAGGCGGCGGGGGAGGAGCGAGGAGGCCCGGGGACGGGACAGGAGAGAGGGAGGGAGCAGCGGGAGGAAGGUGAAGCGCCCUGAGAACGACGUGGAGGACACUGAGUGCGCCGUGUGUUUCUGCACCUACGACAACAUCUUCAGGACCCCCAAGCUGCUGGCGUGCGGGCACACCUUCUGCCUGGAGUGCCUCGCUCGCAUCAACGUGACCGCCCCCGAGCUCAAGACGCUGUGCUGCCCCGUGUGCCGCGAGCUGACCGAUCUCCCCCACGGCCGGGACCUGCCCCACCUGGGCAACAACGAGGACAUCAUAGGCAAACUCCCACCGGACAUGCAGAGGGCGCUGUCCAUCCGGUUCAAGCGCAGCAAGGGCAAGCUGCUCCUGAAGAACCCUCCUCCCAGCAGCCCGACCAAGUCCAACGUCCUCAGCCUGCCCAAGAAGAGCCAGAGCGGUCCGGGGACAGCAGGAGAGGACCUCCACCUGAGCGCACUGGAGCAGGGAAUAGCCCCAACCACUGUGGUGGACGUAGGCAGGCCUCCAAACAGGGUCAGAGGUCGCCUGCGCAGGCUUUUCCGCUCGGACCAGUGCUACUACACCGUGGUGGGGUCCAUCAUCACCAUCACGGUGGCCCUCAUGCUGGUGGGGAUUCUGGCCUUUGUGAUCAUACCCAAUGUUGUCCUUUACCAGAGGCCCGGUCAGGGAGGGAACCAUACGACACACGAUCCCCCAGGGGACUAGAAAACCAGAAAGGGGGGACAGGGGGAGGACUUGAUGUGAUUUUCAGUGAUCCUUUUGCCUCAUUGUGUGUUUUCGGUGAAGGUGAAAGCUGCUCACUGUGACACAUUCCUACUGGUUCACAUGUGGUGAAGAAAUGAAGGAAACAAGGGCGGCAACAUUAUUUAGACCGACGACACACAGGCUCGAAGCUGCACAUAUGGGUUAUAAACACAGCAAACAGGAACAACUUGUCUGUUUGUAUUUUUUUUUUUGCUCUUUUCUGAACCUGUUUGUCGUUACUGUAAAAGCCAGAAAAAACUGUACGUGUGAAGAACCUGUCCACAAUGAUUAAUAAGCUUUAAAUGAAGAAAUGCACUAAACUCUUGUGUAUAUUUUGAGUGCAUCAGGCUGAUUUCACGAAUCAGUUCAGAGUUUCUAGGGACUACGUCCUUGUACAUAGCCAUAGUUGAUUUAUAUAUUUGUAUAUAAGUAUU